This is a messenger RNA of Zingiber officinale, 1660 nucleotides long. RefSeq names its product protein disulfide isomerase-like 2-3. Gene Ontology annotation, molecular function: protein disulfide isomerase activity; protein-disulfide reductase activity. Gene Ontology annotation, cellular component: endoplasmic reticulum lumen. The record is from RefSeq and is a predicted model, not a curated record. Gene Ontology annotation, biological process: response to endoplasmic reticulum stress. Lineage: Eukaryota; Viridiplantae; Streptophyta; Magnoliopsida; Zingiberales; Zingiberaceae. The transcript has 9 exons. Bases 95 to 1393 code for a protein of 432 amino acids.
UUGGAGGAUUAUAUGCGCUCGGCGAUUCAGGGACCGUGUUGCUCUCCACGAUCAGCAAAACAGUAGCAAAUACAAAUCAUCGCGAUCGGGAGAAAUGUUGGAUGCUGUCCUCCUCCUCCUCUUCUCGUCUCUCGCCUGCAUCGGCGCGCCGGCGAACGCUCUCUAUUCGCCUUCCUCUCCUGUCGUACAACUCAGUCCCUCCAACUUCAAAUCUAAGGUUUUGAAUUCGAAUGGGAUCGUGCUGGUGGAGUUCUUUGCCCCAUGGUGCGGCCACUGCAAAGCUCUGGCCCCUGCAUGGGAGAAAGCUGCCACCGUUCUCAAAGGUGUAGCCACAGUGGCUGCUCUCGAUGCGGAUGCUCAUAGUGCCCUUGCUCAGGAAUAUGGAAUUCAAGGAUUUCCUACAAUCAAGGUGUUCUCACCUGGCAAACCACCAGUAGAUUAUCAAGGAGCAAGGGAUGUAAAACCCAUUGCAGAGUUUGCUCUCCAGCAGGUUAAAGCACUUCUUAAAGAGCGUUUGAAUGGAAAGUCAUCAGGUGGUUCAAGUGAGAAAUCUGAACCAAGUGCUUCAAUUGCACUGAAUUCUCAGAACUUUGAUGAACUUGUCUUGAAAAGCAAAGAAUUGUGGAUUGUGGAAUUCUUUGCACCAUGGUGUGGACAUUGCAAGAAACUAGCACCUGAGUGGAAAAAAGCUUCAAAUAACCUCAAAGGGAAGGUCAAAUUGGGUCAUGUUGACUGUGAUGCUGAAAAGUCAUUGAUGAGCAGAUUUGGUGUACAAGGCUUCCCGACUAUCUUGGUAUUUGGUCUUGAUAAGAGCAACCCCUAUCCUUAUGAGGGUUCUAGAACUGCUUCUGCAAUUGAGGCAUUUGGGCUGGAACAACUUGAAGCCAAUCUUGGUCCUGCUGAGGUGUUUGAAUUGACUGGUCCUGAUGUGAUGGAAGAUAAAUGUGCUUCAGCUGCUAUAUGCUUUGUAUCUUUCCUUCCUGAUAUCUUGGAUUCGAAGGCAGAAGGAAGGAACAAGUACUUAGAUCUUCUGUUGUCAGUUGCUGAGAAAUUUAAAAGGAGCCCAUACAGCUUCGUUUGGUCAGCUUCUGGCAAGCAGGCUGAUCUUGAGAACCAAGUUGGAGUUGGUGGUUACGGUUACCCAGCUUUGGUAGCUUUGAACGUAAAGAAGGGUGCUUAUGCUCCACUCAAAAGUGCUUUUCAGCAUGACCAAAUCAUCGAAUUUAUCAAAGAAGCCGGUCUUGGUGGAAAAGGCAACCUACCCCUUCAAAACGCUCCAACUAUUGUUAAAAUAGAGCCAUGGGACGGUAAAGAUGGAGAAAUUAUCGAGGAGGAUGAGUUCUCCCUCGAUGAGCUCAUGGGUGAAGAGAACAGAGAUAAAGAUGAAUUGUAACAGCGAGAAGCAUGGUUUAGAUGAUUUUUGAAUGAUUCGCGAAGUUUAGUUGAGUUUCCUUUGUAAUCCCCGUGGCAAAUUACUUGGAACUAAUCUCUGGAGAUUUACAUGGGGCUUAGCGUUUUGUGAUUUGUAGUAGUCACCGUUUGCUGAGUGAUCCACUCCCAUUCAGGAUUUGGACUUUAUUUUAUAAGUCAUUGCAAGGCAAGAUAAAUUUGGUACUUAAAGUUUAACACUACUGGAUAUAUUAGAAAGGCUUCUUGAUAA